CAACGACGCACGGCUGCGACCUGCAAGCCGCCAUUUGGAUUUUAGUCAAAUCUGCCAGCGACCCACGCCCGCCUGUUGCUUCCACAAAACCCCAGUCACGGCUGCUCGUUGCUGAACUGCUAGCUCCCAGCCUUACUCCGGAGCUACCUACCUACCUACCUACCUAUAGAGCUACCUGUCAACAGCUUGCCUGCUUAUCCCAUCCAACCGAUCUACACCGUCGCCCAUCCGUAGCAUCGCACACAGCGAGGCCGACCAUUGGGUGCCCGACCCCGCCGUGGCCCUAUACCAUGAACGAUCGACGGACUUGGGAGGGCGGUAUGGACUUCGAAUACAAUGAUGGUCGUGGGCCAGUCAAUGCGUCAAGUCCCUUCCUGCAAGGUCUACGAGGCCAAAGGCUCCAGACCUUUGGCACCCCGUCAAGAAUCUCGGGUCCAAGCAAUCCGUUCGCAAAACCCGACGACGUCGCCAUGGCAGCCUCUCCUUCCAAAUCGCAACCCCCGCCGCCGUCGUCCAUGUUCAGGCCGAACCUGCAAAACAGGCCUCAGGCGCCGGCCUUCCGUAAUCCCGCCUUCAUCACACCGCAGCGCCGGUUUGACGAGCCUGCGGCCGAAAUGUCUGGCGCCGAGACCAGCCCGGCCCUGACGGACGCUUCGGACGCGCCGACCGAGACACCCGAGCCCGACAGCCGCGACGACUUUCGCAACAUGACCAUCACGCCCGCCACACGGAGGAACAUCUUUGGCGGCGCCGCCUCUCCCAGCAAGAGCGUGCACGCAUCAGGACGAGGCGAGCUGCCCCGGGCCCGGGACGCGCGCCCGCGCGACAAGAUCCGGAAGCGCAAGCGACAGUUUGGCGACAGGGACGUGGGAAGCGUACGUCCGCGGCUGAACCACGAGUCGGACGAGUCGGAUAGCGACUGGGAGGGCCAGGAGGGCGACGGGCGCGGCAAAGCUGGUAGCGGCCGGCGCGGGCGACGCGGGGGUUCGGGUUGGUUCAGCAGCUUCCUGACGGCGAUCCACGACCACCCCAACGCACCCGUCAUCAUGUCGUGGUGGAUUCAGUGCGGCGUGAAUCUCUUCUUCGCGCUCAUGGGCGUGGCGCUGUUCGCGGCGAUGGGGUCCAUGAUCGUUUCUGACUUCCGCUAUGCGGCCGGCGAGGCGCGGUCCAGGCUGCUGGCCGAGAUGGAGGCGUGCACGCACGAGUACACCAAGAACAGGUGCGCCCCCAAGGCGGACCGGCUGCCGGCGCUAGCCAUAGUGUGCGACGAGUGGGAAUCGUGCAUGAACCAGGACCCGGAGAAGAUCAAGAGCCUGGCCAUCUCAUCCAAGCACAUGGCCGUCACCAUCAACGAGUUCUUCAAUGUGCUCAGCUUCAAAGCAUGGGGAUUCAUCCUGUCGCUCGUCAUUGUCUUUUUGCUGGCCAACAACCUCGGAUUCAGCAAGUUCCGGCAGUCGAUGAGCACAGACGAAGGCGGAGCGAGCGCGCCGGCGCCGUCGCGGCCGGCCUCGUCGGGCCCUCCGCAGCACCUCUUCCCGCCGUCGCAGGACCCCAAGCAGGCCUUCAUCUGGGCGCCCGUCACGCCCAAGAACCUUAGAAGGGGCAUCUUCCUCAGCGACACGCCCGAAACGGAUGACUCGCCUCAGUCAGAGGUCAAGGCCAUCAUGCCGAAUGAGACACCCUCGAGGCGCCUGAGCCCCAGCAAGACGGAGCGGGACCGCGGCUACGAGAGGGGAUACUCGCACAGUCCCAGCAAGAACCGGAGCCCAACAAAAUACUACUAAGAUUUUGAUGUGUGUUUGGUGGUUUUUGGCUGGCUGCUGGGCGGGCUGUAAUAAUUGGAUCAUGACCACACACUCUUUUUUUUUCUUUUUCUUAUGUUCUCCUCUGUAUGGAAAUCCCAUUGCUGGGUGUCGGGGUGCACGUUUUGAGUGCUCUGCCUGACUUCUUCUACACGUGUCUAUCUUCUUUUGAACCGUGGCACUUUGGCUUUUCUUUAGUUUGUUCUUGGCGACUGCUGGCACCGGGGACGGGAAAAGGGGCAUUUGGGAAGCAAAAGGCGGGCGGGUGUGACAAAAUGCAUGGAUGGGCGGCUGUCUCGGAUGGACCCUGCAUCUCACAACGAUUGUGUGCAACGUCGCCAGCCGGCCGGGCCAUGGCGAUAUGGGUACCUAGAUCACAAAUGCAGAU
Gaeumannomyces tritici R3-111a-1 is the source of this 2190-nucleotide messenger RNA. RefSeq lists its product as hypothetical. The transcript has 2 exons. Gene Ontology annotation, cellular component: nuclear membrane; nuclear envelope. Lineage: Eukaryota; Fungi; Ascomycota; Sordariomycetes; Magnaporthales; Magnaporthaceae. The record is from RefSeq and is a predicted model, not a curated record. Gene Ontology annotation, biological process: lipid homeostasis; nuclear envelope organization. The coding region runs from base 291 to 1784 and encodes 497 amino acids.